UAUAUAAAUAAAAGAGGGCCUGUCUGCUCGUGCGCUCUCUCUUUUUUUUUCUCCCCCCAGUGCGAACCUCUCUCUGCCUUCUUAUUACAGAUCUGCAUUUGCAACCAUCAGCAGCCAGAAGGGGGGUUUAUUUUAAUUUCAUCCCAACACACAAGGAAAAAACACACACAUACAGAGUCGCGAGUAAGAGCAAUUACAAGGAAAGAUGAGUGAAUCCAGUACAAAAUCAGGUCAACCUCUGGCUGCCAAACAGGACAAGGAUGUCUCUGAGAAGAGAGGACGAGGGCGACCCAGGAAACAGCCUCAGCAGGAACCCAGUGAGGCACCAGUCCCUAAGAGACCACGUGGCAGGCCAAAGGGGAGCAAAAACAAGGCUGCUUCAAAGGGAAGGAAAACCUCUGCAACACCUGGGAGGAAACCUCGAGGCCGACCCAAAAAAUCAGAGAAGGAAGAAGAGGAGGUCAACAUUUCCCAUGAGUCGUCAGAAGAGGAGCAGUGAAGAUAGUCAACUGAUUCUACCUCACAAUUCAGUUUUCCUAUUUCUUGUCAAGUUUUGGGACAGAGGAAGGAACAAAGAAUCCUCAUUCCUUCCUUGCACCCCCCC
This is a messenger RNA of Euleptes europaea (tarantolino), 604 nucleotides long. It is a transcript of the gene HMGA1, whose product is annotated as high mobility group AT-hook 1. Bases 206 to 499 code for a protein of 97 amino acids. The record is from RefSeq and is a predicted model, not a curated record. The transcript is spliced from 5 exons. Gene Ontology annotation, cellular component: chromatin; nucleus. NCBI's taxonomy places the organism in Eukaryota, Metazoa, Chordata, Lepidosauria, Squamata, Sphaerodactylidae. Gene Ontology annotation, molecular function: DNA binding; transcription coregulator activity. Gene Ontology annotation, biological process: regulation of DNA-templated transcription.